Messenger RNA from Hipposideros armiger (great roundleaf bat), 1086 nucleotides. RefSeq names its product ras homolog family member C (gene RHOC). NCBI's taxonomy places the organism in Eukaryota, Metazoa, Chordata, Mammalia, Chiroptera, Hipposideridae. Gene Ontology annotation, molecular function: GTP binding; GTPase activity. The transcript is spliced from 5 exons. The record is from RefSeq and is a predicted model, not a curated record. The coding region runs from base 102 to 683 and encodes 193 amino acids. Gene Ontology annotation, biological process: small GTPase-mediated signal transduction.
CCGCCCCAGCGCUAGAGGAGGGCGGGGCGGGGCCCCCCUGGUCAGUCUCAGCCUCCUGCACCCGCAGCGCAGCUGAAGGCGGCCGAGCGGAAGCCCUAGCCAUGGCUGCAAUCCGAAAGAAGCUGGUGAUUGUGGGGGAUGGGGCCUGUGGGAAGACCUGCCUCCUCAUCGUCUUCAGCAAGGACCAGUUCCUCGAGGUCUACGUCCCCACCGUCUUUGAGAACUACAUUGCAGACAUUGAGGUGGACGGCAAGCAGGUAGAGCUGGCCCUGUGGGACACGGCAGGGCAGGAAGACUAUGAUCGCCUGCGGCCUCUCUCCUACCCGGACACUGAUGUCAUCCUCAUGUGCUUCUCCAUCGACAGCCCCGACAGCCUGGAAAACAUUCCUGAGAAGUGGACCCCAGAGGUGAAGCAUUUCUGCCCCAACGUGCCCAUCAUCCUCGUGGGAAAUAAGAAAGACCUGAGGCACGACGAGCAUACCAGGCGAGAGCUGGCCAAGAUGAAGCAGGAGCCCGUCCGAUCUGAGGAAGGCCGGGACAUGGCGAACCGGAUCAAUGCCUUUGGGUACCUCGAGUGCUCAGCCAAGACCAAGGAGGGGGUGCGGGAGGUAUUUGAGAUGGCCACUCGGGCUGGCCUCCAGGUCCGCAAGAAUAAGCACCGGAGGGCCUGCCCCAUUCUUUAAGACCAAUGGUUCCCUUCCUUCUCCAUCUCUUUCCUUCACUGGGGUGCAGAGCCUCUGGCCCAUCCUCUUAGGACUCCAAGUUGAAGACUCCCUUUUUCAGUUCCCUCCAGCCCAGGACUGCAUUGAGUUUCCCUAGCACUCUGGGCACUUAGGACUAUCCCCGGCCCGCCCAGAGCCAUUCUCCCGCUGCCGUCUGGGUCCAGGGACAGGGCUCUUGACCCCUUUGGCCUUCCCCAGAGGAUGUCACACACCAGCACUUUAUGCACUUCUGACACACAGGAGCAUGUCUUGGGUAGGACACUUGGUGUAACCCAGAGUCCUACGCCCCUGGUAUUUCUGCUUUGGGCAGGGGCCUUGUCUCUGGCAAUACUUGGGGGGCAUGAAUAAAGGCCACAGGCUUCAA